CCAUGCCAGUCUUUGUCAGUGUCUAAAGCUGCUAGAAUUGGUCAGAGGAAGCGGGGCCCCAACACUCAGUAUCCUAGUAGUGAACAGCAAAGGGCGAAGAUAAGACUUUUAAAGUUUUAGGACAAAAAAAAAGUGCACUAGAAGAAAUAAAGGGCAAGACUUUAUUUGGGGGGAGAGAGAGGAGGACGACAAAUUCCUGACAAUUUUAUUCCCCAAGAAUAGGCUAGAUUUUAAACAUGGGUUAUAUUUGAGGUUUCUUGGAGUCAUCAAUGAAAGGUCGCACUAACUGACCUCGAAGGUCCCUUCCAAAAACCACUGAAGUUUGGGGUCUUCAGCUAAGAAAGGACCAUAGCCUCUCUGAGGCAGUAUGAAAGAAAUUGGGGGCUAUAAACACGGGCAAUUCAUGCUCCCAAGUACCAAAACAACCCGAAAUACCCUCUAGCUCCCCUUCCCCCAAUGCCCCCAGCGCGGAGUUCAUUACAGAGUGGCUACAUUUUUUUUUUCACUUUCCUCUCUACCCCAGCCCCAGGCCAGCUUGGUCCAGGAAUUCAGCCCAGCUUUGGGACUUGGGCGGGGUAUGAUUGUAGAUGUUUUGAAUCACCUGCACUUCCUUAAAAGCCCAUUUUACAAACGGCAAUGAGAGGUCUCACUUUCAUUACUCACGUGGUUAUGGAGAAAUUAAGGAAGCCCUCUCAACCUAAUAGAAUGGAGUGUACAGUUGGUGACGUUUAGAUUGCGGAGCUGAGAUGCCAGAGACCCAAAAUUGGAAGUGCCUCGAUGCGUCGCAAGCGCUUUAAAGAAACACCUGCAGGGACCCCUUGGCUUUCGGAUCUCGGUUCCUCGGGAAGGCCUCCUGAUGCAGGCUCCUGCCCCAGUUUGCCCCCCAGACCGCAUGAUUUUCCCCGGUCUGGUGUCGGCUCCUCCAGGCCGGCCAAAGCGGGGAGGAGUGGGCCGGGAGGGGAGGGGGGAGAAAGUGGAGAAAGGCACUGCUGUCCAAAGCCAGCCCGGGCAGCCUCUGGCUCCGGUUCAGAUGCGGCCUCUUUAAGGCACGGUGACCCGGCCGCGCCGGGACCCCGGGGCGGGGAGUGCGGGCUGGGGACAGAGCAGCUGGAGGCGGCGGCGGCGGAGGAGGAGGAGGAGGCGGUGAACUUCUGCGCGACCUGAGCCCGGGCCCCCGCCGCAGCCCUCCCGCAGCAUGCUCUCCAUCCUCGUCCCCCCAGCCGCGGGCGGCUUCCCCUCGGUCCUCGCUCUGCGCCAGGACUCUUCGGGAUCCUCCGGCUCUUACCACACCGCGCCAGGCUCGCCGGAGCCCCAGGGGCCGCGCCCCGUCCUGGACGGGGCGGACGAUGACGGGGGCAAUGGAAUUCCUGGGCGGGGGCAACCGGCAAAGUUUGCGGGCCAGAACUCCAGGGUCCCUGGUCGGGGGGCGGGCCCAGCCGGGAGCGGGGGCUCGCAGCUUCGCCUGUCCAUCAGCGCCCAGAAUAGCCGCCAGGAGCCUGGAUCCGGUUUCCCCAAGAGGCCGGGACAGCGCCCGAGUCCUUUCCAGCUCCGCACCCUGCCGUCGGGGGAGAUGGAAGUGAUCUUCACAACCGGGCCCCUGGGCGAGACUCCCGUUCGGUCCCCCAGCGACUCAGAUGAGGCCGACAGCGAGGUGCAGCAGCUCACGGCGCUCAGCUUGCAGAACUUUUCCCGCCCUCAAGGCCCCUACCUAGACGUGCACAGCCCCAGCGCGCAGGCCUCUUCCAGCCCGUCCCCGGCUCUCUCUGACAGCAGCAACCAAGCGGACCCCUGGGCCACCUACCUGGACCUGCGUCAGGAGGCUGAAUCUUCUGCCUCGAGGCUGCCGGAGCUCCCUGCCACGUCCGGGAGAACUCAGUUCGAGUGCGUGGAGGUGGCGCUUGAAGACCGGGCAUCCCUGAGUAAGCAGAGAACGGUCCCCAAGAGGCAGAUAGAGCUGCGUCUGAAGCCGAGCCCUCCGGAGCUGGAUUCAGCGGGGGCGAACGGGGUCCCCCGGCGCAAGUUGUUCCUGCGGACCGGCUCGCUGGACGAGUCUCUGACUCGCUUGCAGGCCGCCUCCAACCUCGUGCAGACCGCACUGGCCAGAAAGCUGCAGAUCGAGCAGACGCUGUGCCCGGAGCAGCCAAGCCCAGGGGGCGGGGCUCAGCCCAUUCAGACUCGGGCAGGUUCGCAGCUUCGUUCCGAGGGGGACAUCCAGAAGCCGGAGGAUUGGCCCCUGGCUUGGCCCGAGGUCCAGGAGAGCGAAGCCCCAACUAGACCUACUGUACGAAGCUCUCGAAGAGAUUCAAAGGAACUCAAGGCCAGAGGGACCUCUCAGGCUGGGCUUCCUCCGAGAGAGCCGACGAAGGAGGCACCCCUGCCCCCUGCCAAGCCUGCGGGGUUGAGGGCCCCAGACGGCGUGGUUUCUGUCAGAACCCCGAGGCCCUGGCCCAGUCUUCGAGAACGAGCUAUUCGUCGGGACAAACCGGCCCCCGGGACAGAACCACUCGGCCCCGUGAGCUCCAGCAUCUUCUUGCUGUCGGGGGACAAGUCCCAGGAAGCUUCGGAGUCUCGGCCCCGCAGUGAAUGGAGCCAGCCGCCGAAAUCCCUGGCUCAGAGGGGCACGCCAGAGGACCGGGCGGCCCAGGAGACUCCCAGUCUGUCUCCUCAGGAAACUUGGGAUCCCACAGUUCAGGCGUCGCUGAUUCCGCCCAUGCAGGAGGCUCCCAAUGAAGCGCUCCAAGAGGCUACAUCCACGCAGGGGUCUCAGGAUCUAACUGUGCAGGAACCUCAGAUCUCACCUCCGCUGGAGAAUCCAGUCCCAGACACUUGGGAGCCCAGAGACGCCCCCGCGCCCCCAGGCAGAUCCCGAGUAACAAUUCCGCGACCUCGGGACGUUCGGAAGCUAGUGAAGAACACCUACUCGCUGAGCUUCCCAGCUGUGCCCACUUCCCGUCUGGGGCUGCCUGAGCCCCCUUGCGCGUCCGGGGGCCCCAGCCAGGACAGCGAGACUCCGCCCGGAGCGCCAGAGCCUCCUACCACCGUUCACUAUACUUCUACUUUCCAGAAGGACUUCCUGCCCGUAGUGACCCAUCCCUACGAAGUCCCAGAGCCGCCGGUCACUGAGGGAGUGGAAGUAAGUGACUCUGCUGCCCACAGCUCCAGAGGGGCCCUGCCAAGCCACCAACCUCCCCAGCCUCAGACGCGGCCAAAGGGCUACCAAGAAGGAGAUCCGACCCCACGGAAGAAAGCAGAGAACAACACAGCCAAGCCUUUUGCUCGCAGCGAGAUCCGCCUCCCGGGAGCCCUGUCUUUGUCCCGGAAGCCGGGGCUCAAGACCCAGCCUGAGACGGACACAGAGAUCCGCCGCGUUUCCCCAGGGUACAGUCCUCAGGUUCAGCGCCUUCUCCCUGAAGGAGAAGUCCAGGCCAAUUCCCCAGGGAUUAGCCUGGGGCCCGCCCCCAUCCCCAAGGAACCAAGAGAGAGGCCAGAGGUCCCUGCUCAAUGGUCAGGGGCUGGACAGACAUCUAACUCCUUGACAGAACCCCCACAUCCAAAUGUCAGGGGCUCCCUCUGCCUGGGGUCCCCACACUCUGACCAGGCCAAUCCCCUAGCCCUCCAGGCCCGGAGUCCAGAGCCCAGAGCCAAACCGCAACCAGGUUCCACUGGGACACAUCCCUCAGGGAACCAGAUUACAUCCAAACCUGCUUCCCUGUCCCAGCCCAGGGCAGCCUCAGCACCUCCUAUGGCCCAGGGCCUUGACAGCCCUUCCCGGGGUCAGGGCAGGGGUCUUAGGAGCUCUGGAGCCACCCCAUCAGGGAAGGUUCUGGUAGAUCCAGAGAGUGGGCGCUACUAUUAUGUAGAGGCUCCCAAAUCUCCUAAAUUAAAGCUGCUCUUUGACCCAGAGAGUGGUCAGUACCUAGAAGUUCUUGUUCCCCCCUCCCCAGCAGGGCCACCCCUCCGGUUCUACCCUUCCUUGGCAGUAGGGCACAGCCUCUAUCCUUCUCCCUAUGGGUCCUACCCUGGGCUUUCACUACCCCCUUCCCCUGGACCCUUGCCUCUGGGUCCCCCUGACUUAUUAGCCCCAGGAACCAAACUCCCCUGGGUUCCUGAGAGUGCCACUGUAGAUGGGCUCUAUUACCUGCCCACAGGCAGUUCCCCUAGCCCAUUACCUGGUCUUCCUCUCCUUCUUUACUCUGGGCCUCCCAAUUCUGGGCCUCCUACCACUACCAAAGGCUCACCUUUUUGAGUGAGAAGACCUCCCUAAGCCCUACUCACACCCCAUUUUGUCUAAAGGUCUCACCUAAAGGGGCUCUUAUUCCAGCAGAGCCUCUGAAUCCAACCUAGCCCUAAAUACUCCUGGGUUCCUUUCCCCUGGCACACACCCACUCUGAUACCAAUCCUUCACCUCCACCCACCCUCCCGAUGACUUGCUCUUUUUUUCCUUCUUUAAAUUCCAAUUCCCCACAUCCACGUCCACAUAAACUACUACUACCCCCCAUUACACUCCUGCCCUAGCUUCCAUAGGGAUAGUGCUGUGGCUUUGCUUCCAACCCCACUUCCCAGGGUACUGCUGAGGAUGGAAGGGAGAGCUCAGGGAAGAAUUGUCAUCUGUUUCUUCCCAAUCUAUUCAGCUCUUGCCUGUGUCUCUACCCAUGGCCCUCGGGAAGUGGAAGCAAUGAUGGCAGUUAUAUGAUUGUGUGUCUCACAUAUGCCCUGUCACCAGUGAUGAGCCAAGAAAGUGAAUGGGGGAAGAUAUGAGCCAGCAAAAGUUGUGAAGGAUUCAAACUGUAAGAAUGGGUUUGGGAGGUAUAUUGACCCCUGAACUUGAAGAUACAAGUCCCUCAUUGGAGUCAGAGAGAAAGGGAAGUUGUGUGUGUAUGUGUGUGUGUU
Messenger RNA from Sarcophilus harrisii (Tasmanian devil), 4890 nucleotides. RefSeq names its product proline rich basic protein 1 (gene PROB1). The transcript has a single exon. Bases 1196 to 4246 code for a protein of 1016 amino acids. NCBI's taxonomy places the organism in Eukaryota, Metazoa, Chordata, Mammalia, Dasyuromorphia, Dasyuridae. Gene Ontology annotation, cellular component: nucleoplasm. The record is from RefSeq and is a predicted model, not a curated record.